This is a messenger RNA of Otolemur garnettii (small-eared galago), 3218 nucleotides long. It is a transcript of the gene ZNF484, whose product is annotated as zinc finger protein 484. The transcript has 6 exons. Gene Ontology annotation, molecular function: DNA-binding transcription repressor activity, RNA polymerase II-specific. Lineage: Eukaryota; Metazoa; Chordata; Mammalia; Primates; Galagidae. The record is from RefSeq and is a predicted model, not a curated record. Bases 78 to 2690 code for a protein of 870 amino acids. Gene Ontology annotation, biological process: negative regulation of transcription by RNA polymerase II.
CUGUGCACCUCCUUCACAUCUGUACCUCUACUCAUCUGUUUUCUCAGAUCUCUGCCACUUUCACAGAAGAGCCAGAAAUGACUAAGUCCUUGGGAUCAGUGUCAUUCAAGGAUGUAACUGUAGACUUCAGCAGGGAGGAGUGGCAACAAUUGGACCUUGCUCAGAAAAGCCUGUACAGGGAUGUGAUGCUGGAAAACUAUUUCAACUUGAUCUCAGUGGGGUAUCAAGUCCCCAAACCGGAAGUUAUCUUCAGCUUGGAACAAGGAGAAGAGCCAUGCGAGGUGGAUGAUAGGCCCCCCUGUCAGAGCUACUCAGAUGGGGAUAUUGGUUUUGAACUUUCACAAGGAAUGUCUGAAGAAGUUUCUUUCCAGUCUGAGAGAAUUAAUCUUUUCACAAGAGAAGACCCAUAUUCUGUUUUAGAAGAAUUAUUGAGAGAUGAUAAACAGACAAGAAGAUAUGAGGAAAAGCAGAACAAAUCUUUAAGUCACAUUGCCUUCAUCAACAAGGAAACAGUGGCUAAUAAGAAGGGCUGUGAAUAUAAGGGCAUUGGAAAAUUUGUUCAUGUCAACACACACCUUGUUCCUUCAAGAAAAAGACUUUGUAAUGAUGACUCAUUUGGAAAGAGUUUGGAGCCUAUUAUAAGCUUAUAUAAUUAUAAUAAGAACAAUGCAACAGAAAAUGUUGAUAAGAUUGUCAGACAUGGUGAUAUUUUUACUCAUAGGAAUUCUCAUACAGAAAUCAAUGGUUGUGAAUAUCAUCAAUGUAGGAAACUUCUGAGUCAUAAGCAAGGUCUCAUUCAACAUCAGAAAGUUCAUACUGAGGAGAGUCUCUGUUUGUUUUCUGACUGUAUAAAAGCUUUCUCCCAGAAGGCACAUCUUUUUGCACAGCAGAAUAUUUGCAAUGAAGAAAAACAGCAUGCAUGCAGCAAAUGUGAGGCAGUCUUCACUCAGAAGUCUCAACUUGCUACACCUCAGAGGGUUUAUGAGGGAGAAACAUCCUAUAUAUGCACUGAAUAUAGGAAGGAAUUUCUCCUCAAGUCAAACCAUCAGAAAACUCAUAAUGAAGAGAAUUACUAUAAAUACAAUGUGUAUGAAAGACCUUUUACCCGGAAGUCAGAUCUGUUCAGAUGCCUGAGAAUUCAUACUGGAGAAAAACCCUAUGAAUACAGUGAAUGUGGGGAAAACUUCUCUAAAAAUUUAGACUCCAGUAUACAUAAAAUAAUUCAUACUAGAGAGAAACACUUUGAAUGUACUGAAUGUGGAAAAGCCUUCACAAGAAAAUCAACACUAAGCAUGCAUCAAAAAAUUCAUACUGGAGGGAAACACUUUGAAUGUACUGAAUGUGGAAAAGCCUUCACAAGAAAAUCAACACUAAGUAUGCAUCAAAAAAUUCAUACAGGAGAAAAACCCUAUGUAUGUACUGAAUGUGGGAAGGCCUUUAUCCGGAAGUCACAUUUUAUCACACAUGAAAGAAUUCAUACUGGAGAAAAACCCUAUGAAUGCAAUGACUGUGGGAAAUCCUUUAUAAAAAAGUCACAACUUCAUGUGCAUCAGCGAAUUCAUACAGGAGAGAAUCCCUUUAUAUGUUCAGAAUGUGGGAAAGUCUUCACUCACAAGACAAAUCUCAUUAUACACCAGAAAAUUCAUACUGGAGAAAGACCCUAUAUGUGUACUGAAUGUGGAAAGACCUUUACUGACAAGUCAAAUCUCAUUAAACACCAAAAAAUUCAUACUGGAGAGAAACCCUAUCAAUGCAAUGACUGUGGAAAAUCAUUCAUCUGGAAGUCACGGCUCAGGAUCCAUCAAAAAUGUCAUACUGGAGAAAGGCAUUAUGAAUGCAGUGAAUGUGGGAAAGCAUUCAUUCAGAAGUCAACACUAAGUAUGCACCAAAGAAUUCAUAGAGGAGAAAAACCCUAUGUUUGCACUGAAUGUGGGAAGGCCUUCCUCCACAAAUCACAUUUUAUUACACAUGAGAGAAUUCAUACUGGUGAGAAACCCUAUGAAUGCAACAAUUGUGGGAAAUCCUUCACUAAGAAGUCACAACUCCACGUACAUCAGCAAAUUCACACAGGAGAGAAACCUUAUAGAUGUGCUGAAUGUGGAAAGGCUUUCACUGACAGAUCAAAUCUCUUUACACACCAGAAAAUUCACACUGGAGAUAAACCCUAUAAAUGUAGUGACUGUGGAAAAGCCUUCACCCGGAAGUCAGGCCUCCAUAUACAUCAGCAAUCCCAUACUGGAGAAAGGCAUUAUGAAUGUAGUGAAUGUGGGAAAGCCUUUGCAAGAAAAUCAACACUAAUUAUGCAUCAGAGAAUUCAUACAGGAGAGAAGCCCUAUAUCUGUACUGAAUGUGGGAAAUCCUUCAUCCAGAAGUCACACUUAAAUAGACACAGAAGAAUUCAUACUGGAGAAAAACCCUAUAAAUGCAGUGACUGUGGGAAGUCUUUUAUUAAGAAGUCACAACUCCAUGAGCAUCAUCGAAUUCACACAGGAGAGAAACCAUAUAUAUGUGUUGAGUGCGGAAAGGCCUUCACCAUCAGGUCAAAUCUUAUUAAACACCAGAAAAUUCAUAUGAAACAGAAACCCUAUAAAUGCAGUGACUUUGGGAAGGCCUUAAACUGGAAGCCACUACUCACUAAACAUCAGAAAUCAGACACUGAGAAAGUAGAGAGCCCAGUGCCACAGUUAUGAUGUGGGGAAGCAGGACAUGACCAAGGCCACCUUUCUUCUAGCUCGUCAGAACUAUGAGUAUCACACAGCUGAUAUCCAGUUUUAUAUAAGGAAGACACUUUGAUGAAAGUGUUUAAGCAAUGUGUAGGGGUCAUGCUUGGUUGCUUAACUGAUAAGGGAGUCGUUAAAUCCCUGCAAAUAAUAGUGAAUAUGCAAGGACAUGACUUACAGUCUUUCUUGUUUCACUUUUUGGAAUCACUGUUAUUCUGACUGAGGAACACCCUUGACUAUUACUUUAAGUAAUUCUACACUCCCAAGCCAAAAAGAAAAAGGGAAAAAAAGGACAAAUCAGCUACUGUAUCUUUUGUCAACAUAGUAUUCAUCUCUAAGAGGAAAAGAAGACUUUCUUUUGAGGAUUUCCUUGCAUCUCAAGAGGGACGUGGGAAUUGACUGAGGAAUGAAUAAUGGCAAACUGUAAGUGGAAUGGGAGAGCUAAAUUUUAAGUCAAUAUAGAUUGGAGGCAUGUGAGAUAUAGACUUUCAAAUCUCA